This is a messenger RNA of Branchiostoma belcheri (Belcher's lancelet), 938 nucleotides long. RefSeq names its product monoglyceride lipase-like. The record is from RefSeq and is a predicted model, not a curated record. Lineage: Eukaryota; Metazoa; Chordata; Leptocardii; Amphioxiformes; Branchiostomatidae. Gene Ontology annotation, molecular function: lipase activity. Gene Ontology annotation, cellular component: membrane. Bases 1 to 927 code for a protein of 308 amino acids. The transcript is spliced from 8 exons.
AUGGCCCCGGGUGUGACCGGCACAGAUUCGGAGCGUCGCACGCCCCAGGGCGUGAGUUACAGCACCCUGCCCCACAUGGUGAACGCAGAAGGACAGUAUCUGUACUGUAGGACAUGGGAACCCGCUCUACAGGCUGGGCAGAAACUUAGGGCGUUACUGUUCUUUUCUCAUGGACGGGGAAGUCACUGUGGAGUUCUUGGUCCCAUACUGGCCCAGCUUCUCAACAGGCAUGGGUUCUUAGUCUUCUCACAUGACCACGUUGGCCAUGGUCAGAGUGAAGGAGAGAGGGUUUAUGUGGAAAACUUCGACAUCCUCGCCAGAGACAUACUUCAGCAUGUGGACAUGAUGGGAGCUCGACAUCCGGACGUACCGAUCUUCCUGCUCGGACAUUCCAUGGGAAGCUGUGCGGGGAUCACAGCAGCCUGCAAGCGUCCGGGUCAGUUCGCCGGGAUGGUGCUGGCUUCACCCGCUAUAGAAAACGUCAUCACCAGUUCGUACAUAUAUUGGACCCUGGCGUGGAUCACCUACAAGAUAUAUCCAAGCAUGGAAAUUCCCAAGAACAGACACAUACUGACCAAGGACAACGAAAAGCUAAAGAUGUAUGUAGAGGAUCCCUUGGUAUCAGGAGCACCCGAGAUUAUCCACCUUGGAAUGAAAUUUUUAUAUGCCAUGCUGGCGACCCAAAAUCUGCUUCCUGAGGUGGACUGUCCCUUUUUGGUGAUACAUGGAGAUGACGACAAAGUUUGUGACGUUUCCGGGGCGUGGAAAUUAUAUCACCAGGCCAGGAGCCGGGACAAGAAAAUCAAGAUAUACCCCAACUGUCGCCAUGUCCUGUUACUGGAGACACCUGAAGACGUGGAGAAGGUCAAACAAGACAUACUGGACUGGUUUUUGGCCAGGGUGACCAGGGAUUCAAAGCCCACUUAGUCAGUCUUCGC